Messenger RNA from Echinococcus granulosus, 1989 nucleotides. RefSeq lists its product as hypothetical. The record is from RefSeq and is a predicted model, not a curated record. Gene Ontology annotation, cellular component: cilium. NCBI's taxonomy places the organism in Eukaryota, Metazoa, Platyhelminthes, Cestoda, Cyclophyllidea, Taeniidae. Bases 1 to 1989 code for a protein of 662 amino acids. The transcript has 12 exons.
AUGGCGGAUGGUAUCAACGUGUCACCAUUGGAUGAUCUGGCAUUUAGUAUUUAUCAAGAUCCUCAAUUGGGCGAUAUUAUCCGUCGAUUGCAGUGCCAGAAGUUGGAAUAUGCACGUUGUGAAAAUUAUGACAUGGCUACGAAAGCGCGUGACGCCAUUCGCUGUAUCCAGGAGGCUGGUGAACAGAUAUGCAGACUCGAAUUUGAAAAACAGGAAGCGGUGAAGUUGGAGAACUAUGAGGAGGCCAAAGUGAAGAAGGAACAAAUUAUUCGAAUCCGUGAUGAAUUGGCACGCACCGUUGAUCUUGACGCACUUAUUAGUGCAGAUUCACGUCCCCAGCACCACCCUCGACUCACUAUGCAAUACUCGACCGAAGCAGAGCCCGAGACUAAUCCGGAGCCCUGCUCGUUCGACUCUACAGCAAGCGGUGAGGACGCCUUUCCAGUGCAUUAUGGCCACAACGUUGCGGACGAGCGCCCUCUGCCUGCCCUGCUCAAGAAACAGGCAAACAACUGCAUUGAAGGGACCGCCCAGUUAGAGGAGAACUGCAGUUCUCCAAAGCUGGAUAACGAAUGCCAGGGUUUAUCCGAGGCAACAACUCGGCAAGCCGCUGUGGCUAUCGAUGUUGUUGGUCUUCCUCUGGUUCAGCUAUUUUACAGUCGGUCAUGGAAACUGCGAGAGCAGGCCUUAACGGAUUUGGAGCAGCGAGUUUCUCGAGAUCCACUUCCGCCGCCGGUAUCACUUGAGUCAAUGUCCUCUGAGUCCGAUCCUGUUGGAGAACUGCGUUCAACUACAUUUCUGCUUCAAAGAGCACUUAACGAACAGGUUUUGACUCUCUACCGCAAAGCUCUUGAUAUGAUUCAAACAACAAUUGUUGACUUCGGCGAACGUCACCACAUCGCGAAACCGGAAGUAUUCACUUCACUUGACAAGAUAGUGCGGCUUCUACUGCAACGCACUGGAGAUUCCUCCUUAAGAGUCCGAGAUGUUACCAAGGCUAAGCUAAUUGAAAUGGCCAAAUGGUCCAUUUUUCGACAAGAUGGAGGAUUCUGGCAUGAAAUCCUCCGGCCAUUCCAACCAACCGCUCUGGAGCGACUCGCUCUGUGUCAAAUGCAGAUUGUUCGCGAGCUGGCUGAAUCUUUGAUUGUGGCGUUGUACAGGUCGGAGGACAGGAAUCUAGUUCGUCAGAUUAUGCCUCCGAAUGACUGGGAGGCUCAGCGACACCCACUCUAUCGACGAAUUUUUGCCAAAUUUGACAAAAUUGACGGUAGGGAUCAUCCAUCCGGUGUUCUGCCGCCAUCUCGCAAAGUGUUUCAAAAGAGACACGAUGAGCAAGGUGUUCCGAAGCACCAAAGACGCAUUCGUGGUCAAACACCCUUGCCACCACAAAAGAAUGGCACUGCGCUGAGAGAAUCGCCCACUCUGGUGCCAGCUAAAUCAUUCGCAGAGAUGGCCUCCUUGGCUGCUAGCAAUAGUGAGCUGGAUCUUCUACUAAGCCUCAACAAGACUUGCAUCUUCUGUGGGGAACAAAAUGAUGACUUCACUGAGGAGGCACUCGAUAUGCACUACUGGAAGGCGUGUCCUAUGCUGAGGCGCUGCCCUAAUUGCAAACAGGUUAUUGAGGUUUCCGGAUUGACAGAGCACUUGUUGAACGAGUGUCCCAAGGCCAAUAAUUUGGGCGGUUAUCGGCGUUGUGAGCGUUGCAGCGAAGCCAUUCCAAACGCCACCUUCAUCGCGCACAACUCAUGCAAAAUGGCACCAAAUCCUUCACUGCGCUGCCCCCUCUGCCACGCCGACCUGGCUGACGAUGGAGUGCAGGGCAGCAACAACGAAGACGCAUGGCGGGUGCAUCUGCUGAAGGAGUGCAGACAGAACAGUCGAAUGUCACGGCUGCCGCCAUCCCCUGACUUCGUGAUUCAAGCCCCCUCCAUUCCUCCAGAAGCGCCAUUUCCGGGCAAAAAGGCUGUCGUCAAGCGCAUUAAUGUGUGA